Molecule: messenger RNA, 1065 nt
Organism: Gadus morhua (Atlantic cod)
Lineage: Eukaryota; Metazoa; Chordata; Actinopteri; Gadiformes; Gadidae
Product: proline-rich protein HaeIII subfamily 1-like
Exons: 2
Coding region: 1-1065 (354 amino acids)
Source: RefSeq, a predicted model, not a curated record
AUGGUGACAGCGUGGGGUCACUCCCAGCUCAAAGACCCCCACUCUGGGAGGGGCGUCUCCCCCACAGCCAAACAGGGCACGGCCCCCAGCCUCCAUAGGGUCCCCAGCCUCACAGGGCCCCAGCCUCAAAGGGCCCCAGCCUCCACAGGGCCCCAGCCUCAAAGGGCCCCAGCCUCCACAGGGCCCCAGCCUCAACAGGGCCCCAGCCUCCACAGGGCCCCCAGCCUCAAAGGGCCCCAGCCUCCACAGGGCCCCAGCCUCAAAGGGCCCCAGCCUCCACAGGGUCCCCAGCCUCCACAGGGCCCCAGCCUCCACAGGGCCCCUAGCCUCAAAGGGCCCCAGCCUCCACAGGGCCCCCUCAAAGGGCCCCAGCCUCCACAGGGCCCCAGCCUCAACAGGGCCCCCAGCCUCAAAGGGCCCCAGCCUCCACAGGGCCCCAGCCUCCACAGGGCCCCCAGCCUCCACAGGGCCCCCAGCCUCAAAGGGCCCCAGCCUCCACAGGGCCCCAGCCUCAACAGGGCCCCCAGCCUCCACAGGGCCCCCAGCCUCAAAGGGCCCCAGCCUCCACAGGGCCCCAGCCUCAACAGGGCCCCCAGCCUCAAAGGGCCCCAGCCUCCACAGGGCCCCAGCCUAGACAGGGCCCCCAGCAUCAAAGGGCCCCAGCCUCCACAGGGCCCCAGCCUCCACAGGGCCCCCAGCCUCAACAGGGCCCCAGCCUCCAAAGGGCCCCCAGCCUCCACAGGGCCCCCAGCCUCCACAGGGCCCCCAGCCUCCACAGUGCCCCAGCCUCCACAGGGCCCCCAGCCUCCACAGGGCCCCCAGCCUCCACAGGGCCCCAGCCUCAACAGGGCCCCCAGCCUCAAAGGGCCCCAGCCUCCACAGGGCCCCAGCCUCUACAGGGCCCCCAGCCUCCACAGGGCCCCCAGCCUCCACAGGGCCCCAGCCUCCACAGGGCCCCCAGCCUCCACAGGGCCCCAGCCUCCACAGGAACCCCAGCCUCCACAGGGCCCCAGCCUCCACAGGGCCCCCAGCCUCACAGGACCCAGCCUCAAAGGACCCGGCUGA